Messenger RNA from Sphaerodactylus townsendi, 3897 nucleotides. It is a transcript of the gene NOC2L, whose product is annotated as NOC2 like nucleolar associated transcriptional repressor. Gene Ontology annotation, cellular component: nucleoplasm; Noc1p-Noc2p complex; Noc2p-Noc3p complex. Gene Ontology annotation, molecular function: histone binding; transcription corepressor activity. NCBI's taxonomy places the organism in Eukaryota, Metazoa, Chordata, Lepidosauria, Squamata, Sphaerodactylidae. Bases 58 to 2388 code for a protein of 776 amino acids. Gene Ontology annotation, biological process: negative regulation of transcription by RNA polymerase II; ribosomal large subunit biogenesis. The transcript is spliced from 19 exons. The record is from RefSeq and is a predicted model, not a curated record.
AGAGGAAGCGCCUUGGACCACGUUGCUGCAGCUGGAGGAGGCCGGAGCGGGACCAGCAUGGCCGCAUCCGCCAAGAGAAAACUUGGUGAGCUGAGCGUUGACGAAUUCCUUGCCUCUGGGUUAGAUUCUGAAGUGGAUGAGGAUUCCGGAGGAGAUGCUCUGGAUUCUGAUGAAGAAGGGAAAGGAAAGAAGCCAAGUCAGAAUGAAAUGGCAAACGGCAAGAAGAAAACAUUGCUUAAAUCUAAAUUUACUGAAAAGAAACCAAAGAAGGGUAAAGCGUCCGAACAUAAAGACCAGCUCUCUCGGCUGAAGGAGCGAGAUCCCGAAUUUUACAAGUUCUUGGAAGAAAAUGACCAGAUGCUACUUAAUUUUGAUGACUCUGACAGUUCUGACGAAGAGGAGGGACUUCAUGUGUUACCUGACAAAUUGGAGGAAGCAAGCGAGGACAGUGAUGAUGACGAUGGCGGAGAGGAAGGAACUGCCAAACGGAAGAAGCUUGAGUUCAUCACUGUAAAUUUGAAAAUGGUGGAGAACUGGAAAAGUUCUGCCAAGAAGAAUUUGACGCCCAGGCUCUUCCACAGUAUCACCCAGGGAUUCAGAGCCUGCGUGGUGACGGCCAAGGGGGACGCCAAAGGAUUUGAACCUGGCAAGUUCAAAGUCACCGAUAGCACAGUGUUCAACACCCUCGUGUCCUUCUGUAUUCACGACCUCUUCGGUUUGGUGCACAAACUGCUUCUGGUGAAAAGUGGCCGAACCAAAUCCAAGAUGGUUGCGCCUUCUUCCAGCCCACUCUGGGGGAAGCUUCGCCUGGACAUCAAAACACACCUUAGCUGCUCUAUCCAGCUCCUGUCUUGCUUGACAGAGGCCUCAGUGGGAGCUGCUGUUCUUCACCAUGUCAACUCCAUUGCUCCCUAUUACCUGGCCUUCCCAAAGCAGUGCCGGAUGUUGCUCAAGCAAGCCACACACCUCUGGAGCACAGGCGAGGAAACGGUUAGAGUUCUCGCUUUCCUGGUGCUCAACAAAAUCUGCCGGCACAAGAAGGCUGUCUACUUGAACCCAGUGCUUAAGCAAAUGUACAUUUCCUACGUGAAGAACUGCAGGUUCACGUCUCCCAAUGUCCUGCCCAUGAUCAACUUCAUGCAGCGGACUCUGACGGAGAUGUUUGCCCUGGACACUUCCGUCUCCUAUCAGCACGCCUUCAUCUAUAUCCGCCAGCUGGCUAUUCACCUUCGCAGCGCCAUGACGGUGAAGAAGAAGGAGAAUUUUCAGUCCGUUUACAACUGGCAGUACGUCCAUUGCCUGUAUUUCUGGUGUCGGCUCCUGAGUUCCAUCUACCCUAGUGAUGUCAUGGAGCCUUUGAUUUACCCUCUGACCCAGAUCAUUGUCGGCUGCAUUAAGCUGGUGCCCACGGCUCGUUUUUACCCCUUGCGCAUGCACUGCGUCCGAGCUCUCACCCUCUUGUCAGAGAAUACAAAGACCUUCAUUCCUGUUCUGCCCUUUAUCUUGGAGAUUUUCCAGCAGGUGGACUUCAACAAGAAACCAGGGCGCAUGAGUUCCAAACCCAUUAACUUUGCGGUCAUCUUGAAGCUCUCCAACGCCAACCUGCAGGAGAAGUCUUUUCGGGAUGGCCUUAUUGAGCAGCUGUACGACCUGACCUUGGAGUAUCUCCACACCCAAGCCUACGUGAUCGGGUUUCCAGAGCUCGCACUUCCUGCCAUUCUUCAGCUCAAGGCUUUUCUGAAAGAAUGCAAGGUGGCCAACUACUGCAAGACGAUGCGUCAGCUUUUGGAGAAGCUGCAGGAGAAUUCUGCCUACAUCACCAGCAAGCGCCAGAAAGCCAACUUUGGUGUGGCCAAUCGGGAGGCUGUGGAUCAAUGGGAGAAGACAGUCAAAGAAGAAGGGACUCCACUGAUGACUUAUUAUGUACACUGGAAGAAACUGAGGGAGAAGGAGAUACAGCUGGAGAUCAGCGGCAAAGAGCGGCUAGAAGACCUCAACCUCCCUGAAAUCAAGCGGAAGAAGCCGGGCAGCCAAAAAGAGGAUGACAAGAAAUCAUUCAAGGACCUCUUUGAGAUGGACAGUGACUCUGACGAGGAGGCUGGUGGUGGCUUCUCUGUCAAAGAGAAAUCAAAGCCCAAGAAAUUGGAGGACACCCUAGGCGGCAGCAGUGAGGAAGAGGAUGAGGAGGAAGGGCAGUACGAAGUGGAGGAUGACAGUGAAGAAGAGGAGGAAGACACGAGUGAUUCAGAUGGGGCAGGUGAAGGGCCUCCACGACCACCACGCAAGGCUGCCGGGAAACAGCUGUCUCGGGCAGAGUUGCAACAGCUGGCACAGGGACCGGAGGAUGUUGUGGAAGACCUGAGCCUCUCUGACGAGGAUGCCGACUGACCACCGCGGGGCUGGCGAUUCCUGGCGGGGGGUGGGUGGUAGCAGGAGCGGAGCCUGGUGAUGUGAGGAGAGGGGAGGGGCCGUGCCGGGGAAGGGAAGAGGCGCUUCCCUUAAGAUACCACUUUAGAACGUGAAAAAUCUUCUGCAGCCGAGUUUUUAAUGCCUCAGGGAGAAGCGCAGUAAAAAUUUGUGGUUACAGCGAGGGCAGUAAAGCAGCUCAGCUGAGGACAUAAAAGGCCCUCGUUAAAAUCUGCCACUUUAACUAAUGGGGGGUGGGCGGAGGUGGUGCCCGCUUGCCAAAUUCCUGUUUGUGUGUGUGUGUGCGCGGGGGGAGGGUUAAUAGCCUCCCCAGCCUGCUGUUUCCCUCCCUCCUGCAGGCUGCAGAACAGUUUGUCCUCCCACCCCCAAUCCCGGCAGGGAAGAGGUAGCAGCUGCAGCCCCCUCCUCUCCUGGCCCCCCGCCUGCUGCAGUGCUCCUCUGGUGCCUGAUGUGGCCAGAGGUCUGGGCUGCUGGCUCUCCUGCAAUGCCCUUUGCCUGGUGCAAAUGCCACCCCAGAGCAGGCCGACUCACGCUUGACCGAGCACGGCAGGAAAAAGGGCCCAGCGGGGUUCCAGGCUCGACUUUUUCAUGGAAAUUUCUCUCCCCUGCAGCGCUGGGAAACCGCCCAAUUCUGUUUAUUAUUGGUGCACGAGGUUCUUUUUGAGCAAGAGAGAGGGGCCACUGGGCCAGAAACCCCCCCCCCCCCGAUUCUCUUAUUCUCCCCUUUGGCAACACGCUUUGUAGCAGAGGCCAUCCGCCUUGUUUGCCAAAAGCUGGGGAGGGGCCCAAGGGGGGGACCCCUCUCAGUUUUCAUGCAAACGAUCAAUCCAAAGGUUUUGCACCCGUGCGCAAAGUCUCCGCUUCUGUGACUGAGCUAGGCUGGCUUAUUUUCCCGCCAGCUGCCCACCACGGCAGGCUAAGACGUUCAAAAUGAGGCUGUCCUGAGUCAGGCAGUUGUGUAGGUCUUCAGAGACGGGAGGCCAAUCACAUAACAGCGGUAGAGUUUGCAAGCCAUUUGCCCCACGGAAUGGUUAGGCUGGUGCGCUGACAAGCCCAUUCACAAAGUGAAUGAUGGGGGUCCAGGAAGCUAGGAAUCCCCCCCAGCGAAUACUACCAGGAACCAUUAGCCUCUGAAUUGCAUUUUAGCCCCCAGUGUGCUUAUUUCUUGUGUGAAGACUGCCCAGUGCAGAAUGUGGUAUUCCAGGGUACGCCACACUCCCCUCUGUGCCUCUUGCCUGGAUGUCUGGCUCUGGCAACUUGAGCAAGACACUCCUAAUGGAAAUACGGCUAUUUCCUCCUCUCCUCUUUUGUUCGUAAGUACACAGCGGGGCAGGCAAGCAACCAUUUUAUAAAUUAAGUGAUUUCUCUUUUUUAUUAUUAUUAUUUAAAUUGAUUUGCUGGAAAGCAUCGGCCAUCGGUGUGACGGAUAAUUACCAUUUACAAUAUAUAAAGAAGCUAAGGUACCACCAA